Sungouiella intermedia is the source of this 720-nucleotide messenger RNA. The record is from the annotation of a GenBank genome assembly. NCBI's taxonomy places the organism in Eukaryota, Fungi, Ascomycota, Pichiomycetes, Serinales, Metschnikowiaceae.
AUGAUGGACACAACUCCAUGCAAAUCAGUGGAAUGUCCAUUUUGCAGGAAAAAAUUUGCCUCCAAAAGUACAUAUGGAAGACACCUUGAUUCAAAACGGGCUGAUUCUCUCCAUCCAGCUGAGGAAGUGGAUGCGCUACGAAAGAACGUGGUGAGACGAGGUGAGAGAGGAUCGGACGAGGUCAGACAAGAAAAGCAGAAAAUAGCCAAACAAAAGGCGUCUCGUGCCUAUAAUCUGAAAGAUGAUGUGAAGGAGCGGAACAAAAGACGCAGAAAAGAACGAGAUGUUCGUAUCAAGGCAAGUCUAAAGGCGUACGCUUGGUACACCAGUAAACUAGCGAAGAGUGAGAUGAAGGAGCCAGUUACGUUUUUGGAGAUGGUAGCAGUAUACUUACCUGUGAGCCAAUGGCCCAAGCCUGGAGAAUAUCCUGGAGAAAGCGAGCUCCAGAAGCUAUUGGCGACAUUGGUGGGGAAGUCUUCAGCAGAUGGAGUAUUUGGAGCCUGGGACGCAUGGAAGAGAAGUGAAGGAGAUAAGGAGAAGAAAUGGCGAGAUACUAGCAAUAAGAUGCUUCAAGAAACAUUGCAAAACACGAGUUUGUGGGAAAUUGUACGUUGUCAGCAGUUGAUCAAUGAGAAGUGUAAAGAGGGAGUCGAGAACUUACAAGGAGGAUUCCUUGACAUGUUAAUGAGUGGAGAAGAGAGUCAGGAUAUGAUAGAAUAG